AUUCCACCGUCGCUAGAAACAGCUUUGCAGUACGCCCGGCAUGAGACAGAAAGUGUUACCAUGUGGAUCGACCAAAUCUCCAUAAAUCAGCGCGAUGACGCCGAGAAGAAUGAACAAGUCGCAAACAUGCACCGUAUCUAUCCCGCAGCAACUAAAGUCAUCGUUUAG
This is a messenger RNA of Macroventuria anomochaeta, 168 nucleotides long. RefSeq lists its product as uncharacterized. The annotation marks the transcript as partial. Lineage: Eukaryota; Fungi; Ascomycota; Dothideomycetes; Pleosporales; Didymellaceae. The record is from RefSeq and is a predicted model, not a curated record. The transcript has a single exon.